Messenger RNA from Myotis brandtii (Brandt's bat), 2917 nucleotides. RefSeq lists its product as uncharacterized. Lineage: Eukaryota; Metazoa; Chordata; Mammalia; Chiroptera; Vespertilionidae. The record is from RefSeq and is a predicted model, not a curated record. Gene Ontology annotation, biological process: regulation of DNA-templated transcription elongation; signal transduction; mRNA export from nucleus. Gene Ontology annotation, cellular component: THO complex part of transcription export complex. The coding region runs from base 480 to 1484 and encodes 334 amino acids. Gene Ontology annotation, molecular function: protein binding. The transcript has 16 exons.
GUGAUGAUCGCAGUGUCUCUUCAGAAGAAAAAGAUUGCCCUAGUUCCAACCUAGAUACGUCAAAGGACUCAAAAUCAGGAGAGGACAGCAGCUCCGAGAGCAGUUCUGAAAGUGACUCCGAUAAUGAGGAGCCAAAAACAAAUGGGGAACUGGGAGAGGUUUCCGCCGAGGGCGCUUCUGCUCAGGCUGAAGAAUGGGAAACCAAAGAAUCACCCACAAAUCAUUUUAAUUCAGAAUGUGUUAAAAUUGAACCUCACUGUCAACACUGUAAUGCUGAAAAUAAACACAAUGAACAAGUGACCCCCAGACUCCUUUCCAGGGGACAGUUUUUGCUGAAGGUGGACACGGAGGGAGUGUACGAGUGCACGGAAACUGGUCUGAUCUUUGAGGUUAACAGAAAAGUUGACAUCAAGUAUUGCGUUUUGUCCUGGAGCAAAUACGCAGACCUGGUUGUCAAGCCCUGGGCUGUUGGGGGACCCAUGUUUGAUGUCAAAUGUGACCCAGCCUGUCUUACCUCCAUUCAGUUUCCACAUUCCCUCUGCUUGGGGCACCAUGAUGCCAAUAUGACAUUCAGAGUCUUACAUGUUAAAAAUUCCGAGGCCUCGUUAGAAUGUAUUGUGGAUCAUUCUGCGACCCACGUCAAAUGGCACGUGAGCUCUCUUUCUCCUGUGGGACCUGUCAUUCAAAGCGAAGAAACAUUAUACCACCACGGGGCUGUGAUUCUGUACAAAGUCAUCGACCAGAAUCCCUCCUUAUCUUUUCGGGUGUACGUAGCAACCAAUAACGAGUCCUACAUCAAGGAUAUUGCCAAGGCUGUCAAGCACUCCUCUAAGAAAUUCAUGAAAAUCGACAAGCCUCCUGUGUGCCUGAAGUUAUUGGAGCAUGGGAAGAAGUACAGACUGGUCAGUGAACCAGAAGCCGACAUCACCCCUGAGGAAAUUGAAUUUGUGGAUGGUUCCCUUUUAAAACUGAAAAGUUAUAUUGAAGUUUAUUUGGAGCAGCCAAUGGAGUUUAAAUUACUGUUGGUUGAAAUGGAUUCCGACGAGAUUGUAUGGAAAGCGAAACUGAGAGAAUGUGACUGGGUUCAACAUGAUCAGAGUCAGAACGUUUCAAAAAGCAGCACAAGUGGUAAAAGGCGACGUAAAGUAAGUAACACUCUACCUGAAGAGGAGGUCAGUGCUAAAAGAAUGAAGCAGGUUGACACUUCAGAUGGAGCCAAGACCCUGUUAACAGACGAUCAGUUGAUUACUCUUGCUGGGAAGUUGGGGAAGGAGUGGAGAGAAAUUGGCAUUGAAAACCUGGAGUUGGACAGAAGCGAUAUUGAUGAUAUCCGGAAGAAGGAAGAAAAUGUGACAAUUUGUAAGUUUCGGAUGCUGAAGAAGUGGCAAGACAAGGAGCUAAGCAACGCCACAGUCCAGAAUUUAUAUAACUGCUUGAAAAACGUCUCAGUUGAAGUCCAGGAUGUGCUGGAAGGUUUCUUAUAGGCAACAUGAGAUUUGGAAGAUGGACCACCAUUUCACCUGGUCAUUGGGUAUCAACUUAAUGAGACCUUGAACUUAGUCUCUGGAACAACUUCUCCACAGCCAGCCACUCUGGAGCUCACACUAUCCAGGAACAAAGAGAAUGUAAAAUUUUGGAAAACUUGAGGAAGAAAACACCUUUAUAAUAUCAAUAUAUAUUUUUUUCUUUUUUGGCACCUCCUGCUCACACCAUCCCACCAGCUCCCCAACCCAAACGGAUAUCAUUACAAAGGGUGCUUAAUAUAACUCAACUCAGGCAGGUGAGAAAUGUGGUAAUAUUCUUUUUUGGAGUAGUGUGGACUCUGAAAUUCUUACCAAGUGCUUGAAACACUUUUAGCAAUUAAAUAGUGGUGCACUUAAACGUGCACCGAUUCGGUUUAGCUUUUAUCGGGUUGACAUUAAUAACGAAGAGAGGUUCCCGAUCUUUCAGCCUCCACACAGACACACGUGCCGCUGGGUACAAUCUGUCUUUUCAUGUGAGAUUUCAUUUCUGUAUCUCACCUUACUAACCUCUCUGGUUAGUGGCCCGUUACACCGUCAAACCAGUCAUGUUGCCUGGUCCUGGAGUGAUUAGAAAGGAAUGUCAUCCUCUCCCCAUCACAGGGUUGAUACGCUCGCUCACAGGUGAUCUCCUCACCUUACCGGGCAAGUUCGACUGGAUCCAUUGUCAGAGUUGCUGUCAAAAUCACCGGGCCAAGCACUAUCUGUCUUGACUUUCACCCUGGGAUCGUUUACUUUGGGGGUGGGGGUGGGGAACGCGGCUCAGAAACAGCCUCAGCAGGACCACGGAAAACAGUCAUCUCUUCUUGAAGAAGAUGCGCCCUCAGGAUAAUGGGUCACAUUGGCUCUUGAUAAUUGGUGAAGUGUUGGUUUGUGUCUUGUAUGUAUAGGUGUUGUCGCUCUUCCAGAAUCAUGCCUGUGCUGAUUAGCCUUUUGGAUAUGUUUUGUUAACUUAUUUGAAGACACUAUAAAUUACCACUAGUCUUCUGUUGUUAUUAGCUGGAGCGUUAAAAUGAAUCUCAAUGAAUUAAGCAGAGAGUCACACUUUAUCGUUUUGCCUGUGAAGAACAAAUUUACUUUAUAGGGAAUAACAUAUUUUUAACUGUCCGGGAUCCUGUGGAAUUCAAAUCAGUGUCACUUUAAUGAGUUUUGUUUAUUUUUUAAAAAAUUGUACUAUAUUUUAGGAAACACGUGGAGUUUUAACAUUCAGAAGUGUAAACUACUUAAAGGACUUGAAUUUUUUAAAUGUUUAUUAUUUUUUUUAUAAGUUGUUUUUCUAAGAAAAGCAUAAUUGCAGAGGUGCUUUGUAUAUCAGCUGGUUUCCUAGCCAUUUUCAACCUUUUUCAUACUAUGGAUGAAGGGAAGAAAAAUAAACCUACAUGUAUGUGUACAGUGCA